Menidia menidia (Atlantic silverside) is the source of this 1916-nucleotide messenger RNA. Lineage: Eukaryota; Metazoa; Chordata; Actinopteri; Atheriniformes; Atherinopsidae. The record is from the annotation of a GenBank genome assembly.
UCAAAUUCCAUCCACCCACUUAUUGGUAAUGAGAGGCACUGGGAAAACUUGAUUUAAGGUCAGUAGCUAACAUUUGACUUUACAAGCACACCCAGACAUAAGUAUGAACAGACCCUACAGUGCUACCUUUCUUUUCUUUUUUUCAGCGUAUUUUUACUGUGUGGACAGGUAGAUUCGAUUUUCACUCUUUCCAAAAGUAAUCGCUUACAGCUGACUUAAACUGGGAAAUUCACUUUUGUGUGCAAAGAAAGUUUGAAUAAUCAUAACCUCAUUUCUGGCUGUUUUUCUUAUACAAGCUGUGGAAAAGGGAACAUGUCUCAGCAGGCUGACACACCUCUUUCUUACUUUGGGAGGAGACAGAGAGGCUGUUAACAUCCAUCCAAUUUCAUACAGAUGCUCAAGAUUAGUUCAUAAGUGGAAAGGAUUACUGCAAUGCUCAGUUUUCUGGCGGCACAGGCCCUCAAGAUGCACUGCCAUGAGAACCUUGUCAAUUAUUUCAGUUGUGGGAUCAUCCUGGUAGGAUUUGGCCACCUGGUCCAUCAUAAGAAGGCGCAGACCGCUUACGGACGCCACAUGCCACUCUCUCAGACGGCUAAGAUGGUACCUGCAAGACUAGCCUGGUUCCUCCAGGAGAUGCCUGCCCUCCUGAUCCCUCUAGUUUUAAUGCUGACUUCAGCCAAAACCUCCAGCGUGGGAAAGUACUUACUGCUGACCACCUUUUGCUUGCACUACUUUCAAAGGACAUUUGUGUAUUCGUUUCUGACCAGAGGGCAGCCCUUUCCUCUGGGUGUGAUGGUGGCAGGGGGGUUCUUUUGCCUGAUAAAUGGUCUCCUGCAGGGACACUACCUGCUGCAUUGUGCUCACUUUGAUGAAGAAUGGUCAUUUGGCUGCCGCUAUAAGAUGGGUUUAAUGAUGUUUUAUGUCGGGAUGGCUGUCAAUAUACAAAGUGACUAUAUUCUACGCAAUCUGAGGAAACCAAAAGAGGUUGUUUACAAAAUCCCUGCAGGAGGUCUGUUUGAAUAUGUGUCUGGUGCCAACUACUUAGGAGAGAUUGUGGAGUGGUUUGGCUAUGCUGUAGCCACCUGGUCCCUUCCGACACUCUCCUUUGCUGUGUUCAGCCUCUGCUUUAUUGGACCAAGGGCCCACUACCAUCACAGGUUUUACCAGGAGAAAUUCAAGGAAUACCCCAGGUUUCGAAAAGCUUUAAUUCCAUUCAUCUUCUGAAUUAAAAAGCAGUCGUCACCUCACUGAGCAAGCGUAUUAACCACCCUAAAGCAGAGGAAGGCUACAGGGAUCUGCACAAGUGUAAAAAAUGAAGAAACACUCACUUCACUGCACGAAAAAUGGGAUUAAGUCAUAACUGAAGUCAGGUACAGUAUUCUGCAAAUCCAUCUGACACCGAGCAUGUUGGUAUGGCAUUCAGCUAUUCAAUCAAUGUUUAAUUUACAUAAAAAAUCAAUGAGGGUGUGCAAACAGGAUGAUAACAGAGGACGAGCAGGCAGCAAGAGCAGAGUCAUAAUAAACAUUUAAGAGCAGAGUACUUUGUAGACAUGAUGUGUUAAGUUUAAAUGUGAUACAAUCUGUUAUCAGUGUGUGGAGAAAAAAGAUACUAAAAAUGGUUUUACACAAUUUUGAUUAAAGAAGUAGUUAUUUGAUUAUAAUGUUUUCAUGUCAGAUAUUCCAAUUAGUUGUCCUAAUUUGAGCAGAAUAAAUGAACAGUCUGAAACAUGUCGAUAGAUAUUACCGUAUGCAUAAGUAAUCUUUUUGCUUGUAUCAUGUGUCAUUGUGAAUACUGAAAAAUGAAGUUUUGUAACCUGCCCUUUGCAUUCUAGUAACUCACUGACUCAUAGCAUGCCGAUGAGGAAUAUAGAUGUAUCUUUCAGCUUGAACAAGAUCUUUGGACUCAGUUUAGAGUG